This is a messenger RNA of Spizellomyces punctatus DAOM BR117, 1431 nucleotides long. RefSeq lists its product as uncharacterized. Gene Ontology annotation, molecular function: protein binding. The transcript has 4 exons. Bases 149 to 1300 code for a protein of 383 amino acids. NCBI's taxonomy places the organism in Eukaryota, Fungi, Chytridiomycota, Chytridiomycetes, Spizellomycetales, Spizellomycetaceae. The record is from RefSeq and is a predicted model, not a curated record.
GUGCACGCUCUGUUCCCUUGUCGCGGCGGUGAGAUUUUCGGAGAGUAAUUGAGGUCGAGAAAGAUAGCAGAGUAGAUCACACUGGCGCAAUCGGCAAAAGCAAGCAAAAGUUUUCAGGCCCUUACGGUCUGCAUCCAAAUUCCCGUGAAUGACAUCCCAAACUCCAAGUCCCAGUCUGCAUGACCUGAAUGAUGACUGCUUGCUGCUGAUCCUUUCGUACCUCAGCGGCCCUGAGCUUGUAGCUAUUACAAGAACCUCUCGUCGCAUUCGACAAGUAGUUGAGAGUCCUGAGCUUUGGCGGCAUUGCGCGAUCAGCGGGCAGGUCUUGUCUGCAACUGCGUUUGUGGAAAAAGCGCUGUGUCCUAGAGCCGCGCACGUCAAGGGUUUGACAUUGGUCGACGUGUGUGCUCCUCCACUUUUACCACCAGAUAAUGAUCUGUCCCGACACCUCGUAACAACCUUCUUUGCUGCUCUUGAUACCCUUCUCUCCAAAUGCGGAAAUAAUCUCCAUACCCUCGUCAUUAGCGACACAGACGAGUCCUUCUUCUUUAGUAAUUUUAAUGUCUUGUUUGAAAGUGUCGCCCAGUAUGCGCGGCACUUGAAGCGAAUUGUGUUGGCUGGGACCGAAGAAACGGUUUAUGUUGGGGAUAGCAAUAUGUUGAUUCUGAUCAUGGGAUGCGGGGAAGUGGAAGAGUUUGUCGACGCCCAGGCGUUUGGGAUGACCGCUCCGGCUUUGAACAUGAUGGUAGAUGGCUGGAAAUCUCUCCGCGCCCUGUCUCUCAACACUGAACUUCAGCAUAUCCGUCUCUUUACGCUGAACAUUGGCCAGUUUCGAUCCCGACUCAGAUCUCUGUCAGUCACACAUUUUUGGGAACCCCUCAAUGCACAGGAAAACCUUUUCGCUUUUGCGGAAGCGUUGAAAAAGUUGCCGGAGCUGUCGCGCAUUUCCAUCGAUUUACAAAUGACAAAGUUUGCUGAUGGUUUGCGCGCGAGUGACUGGGAAGUGAUUUUGGAUGCAUGUCCGAAUGUUCGAGAGGUGGAAUAUGUGGUAUGCAUUGAGGCAUAUUUUGAAGAUAUGGAAGAGGUUGCUCUUUCUGGGACGGAAUCCACCCAGACAGUUACGGGCGAAUACUUGCAUUCGUGGUCCUCGGACGACUCGAAAGCCCUUCUCGAUCGGGUUCGAGUUGAGGACGCGAGAAACACAACCGCACAUCAGAGACGGUUCUUUCACAUCCUGGACGAGAUCAAGGUGCUCUGCAAAAAGCGGCGGAUUCGCCUUCUACUAAAAUGGUCCAUAUAGAAACCCUGUACAAAUAAUAGCAGCAUCCUUGUAUAUAAUGUAACAAACCAACACAAUUUGCAAAUAUCCGAAACAAAUAAUCAUUGUCCUUUAUAUAGAUAACACCAGAGUCCCUUAAUGCUACAUUUAAC